UCUCGUGAGUGCUCAUUCACAAGUAGUCGAUCUAAAUCUUCAAGCUAGGCAUAGAAGUCGAUCACCUAACUUGGGGGAGUUUCUAGUGUUGCUCAAAAAUGGCCAAUCUUUGGCCUCACUUGGCCUGUGUAUUGGCAUUAUUCUUAUUGGCCACCAAUGUAGCAGCCGAUGAGAAGCCUUACAUUUAUGCAUCUCCACCUCCGCCACCUUACAUUUAUGCAUCUCCACCUCCGCUGACUUACAUUUACAAGUCUCCUCCACCACCUCCUUACUAUUACAAUUCACCACCACCACCAAAAUUCCAUCACCAUCCAUACCACAAGAAGUCUCCCCCUCCACCACCAUAUUAUGACUAUAAGUCACCCCCACCCCCACCGCCAUCACCAUAUCCUCCUCCAUAUAUUUAUAAGUCUCCUCCACCACCAUCUCCAUCUCCACCUCCCCCAUACAUCUAUAAGUCACCGCCACCUCCAUCACCAUCACCUCCACCUCCUUAUAUCUACAAGUCCCCACCGCCACCAUCUCCCUCACCUCCCCCUCCUUACAUUUAUAAAUCACCACCUCCUCCAUCUCCGUCUCCACCUCCACCCUAUGUUUACAAGUCACCACCACCACCAUCUCCCUCACCUCCUCCUCCUUAUGUUUACAAAUCACCACCUCCUCCUUAUGUCUACAAGUCACCUCCUCCUCCAUCUCCAUCACCUCCCCCUCCCUAUGUUUAUAAAUCACCACCUCCACCAUCUCCAUCACCACCUCCUCCGUAUGUCUACAAUUCACCACCUCCACCAUCUCCAUCACCUCCUCCUCCAUAUGUUUACAAGUCACCGCCUCCCCCAUCUCCAUCUCCACCUCCUCCCUACAUCUAUAAAUCACCUCCUCCUCCAUCUCCAUCGCCUCCUCCUCCUUAUGUUUACAAUUCCCCACCUCCCCCAUCUCCAUCACCACCUCCUCCCUACAUCUACAAGUCACCACCUCCACCCUCACCAUCCCCUCCUCCACCUUAUGUUUACAAGUCACCACCUCCUCCCUACAUCUAUAAGUCACCUCCUCCUCCAUCUCCAUCGCCUCCUCCUCCUUAUGUUUACGAUUCCCCACCUCCCCCAUCUCCAUCGCCACCUCCUCCAUACAUCUACAAAUCCCCACCUCCCCCAUCUCCAUCACCUCCUCCUCCCUAUGUCUACAAGUCACCACCUCCUCCCUAUGUCUACAAGUCACCACCUCCACCAUCUCCAUCACCACCUCCUCCCUAUGUCUACAAAUCGCCACCUCCUCCUCCAUAUGUCUACAAGUCACCACCUCCACCAUCUCCACCUCCACCUCCUCCCUACAUCUAUAAGUCACCUCCUCCUCCAUCUCCAUCACCUCCUCCUCCUUAUGUUUACAAUUCCCCACCUCCCCCAUCUCCAUCGCCACCUCCUCCCUACAUCUACAAGUCACCACCUCCACCCUCACCAUCCCCUCCUCCUCCUUAUGUUUACAAAUCACCACCUCCUCCAUCUCCAUCUCCACCUCCUCCCUACAUCUAUAAGUCACCUCCUCCUCCAUCUCCAUCGCCUCCUCCUCCUUAUGUUUACAAUUCCCCACCUCCUCCCUACAUCUACAAGUCACCACCUCCACCCUCACCAUCCCCUCCUCCUCCUUAUGUUUACAAGUCACCACCUCCCCCAUCUCCAUCUCCACCUCCUCCCUACAUCUAUAAGUCACCUCCUCCUCCGUCUCCAUCGCCUCCUCCUCCUUAUGUUUACAAUUCCCCACCACCCCCUUCUCCAUCGCCACCUCCUCCAUACAUCUACAAGUCACCACCUCCACCCUCACCAUCCCCUCCUCCUCCUUAUGUUUACAAGUCACCACCUCCCCCAUCUCCAUCUCCACCUCCUCCCUACAUCUAUAAGUCACCUCCUCCUCCAUCUCCAUCGCCUCCUCCUCCUUAUGUUUACAAUUCCCCACCUCCCCCAUCUCCAUCACCUCCUCCUCCUUAUGUUUACAAGUCACCACCUCCUCCCUACAUCUAUAAUUCACCACCUCCUCCAUCUCCCUCGCCGCCUCCUCCUUAUGUUUACAAUUCACCACCACCCCCAUCUCCAUCGCCACCUCCUCCCUACAUCUACAAGUCACCUCCUCCUCCAUCUCCAUCGCCUCCUCCUCCUUACUACUAUAACUCCCCUCCUCCACCAUCCCCAUCACCACCCAUUCCCUACUACUACAACUCGCCGCCUCCUCCCAUCGCUUACUAGACCAAUCUAUAUUUCUCUCAGAUUACUUUGUGUGUUGAUGAAAAGAAUAAAUGAUGGUGAAAGAUCAGAUACUGCGAUCGGGGUUUGUUUAAUAUAUGGCAUCGUUCAAUGUCAAUCAAAAGAAUCCGCUGAGACAAAUGGGCAUGACAGACAGAAGGGAUCAUUACUGAUCAUACUUUGCAGCGCCUUUGCAAAAGAAGAUUUAUUUUCUCGAGUUGUUUUAUAAGUUUUUUAUUUCUUAAUUGGAACCUAUUUCUUCAUUCGUGGACGUACAUAUGCUAAAUGUGUCUUUUCUUUUCUAUAAUUAAUUGGACUAUUUCUGUCCAUUCCAUAUAUAUGUGGUUAAGUCA
Molecule: messenger RNA, 2584 nt
Organism: Alnus glutinosa
Lineage: Eukaryota; Viridiplantae; Streptophyta; Magnoliopsida; Fagales; Betulaceae
Product: extensin-2-like
Exons: 2
Coding region: 99-2234 (711 amino acids)
Biological process (GO): plant-type cell wall organization
Molecular function (GO): structural constituent of cell wall
Source: RefSeq, a predicted model, not a curated record